Messenger RNA from Debaryomyces hansenii CBS767, 3099 nucleotides. RefSeq lists its product as uncharacterized. The transcript has a single exon. Gene Ontology annotation, cellular component: endosome membrane; PAS complex; fungal-type vacuole membrane. Gene Ontology annotation, biological process: positive regulation of kinase activity; phosphatidylinositol biosynthetic process. The record is from RefSeq and is a predicted model, not a curated record. Bases 1 to 3099 code for a protein of 1032 amino acids. Lineage: Eukaryota; Fungi; Ascomycota; Pichiomycetes; Serinales; Debaryomycetaceae.
AUGGAAGAAGGAAAUGUGUUGGAUUCAUCAAUUAUAAAGGAUUUAUCCAAUAAUAUAUACGAGAAACGUAAAGCUACUUCAUUUCAGAUUGAAAGUUUAACUAAAUCGGCUCUAGCAAGGAAUGAUAGUCAAAUUAUUUUUAAAAUAAUCGCAGAGUUAACAGAGUUAACUAACGAUGGUACCAAUUCAGCAAAGAUGGGAGCCAUAACAGCAUUAGGUAGUGUAUCAGUUGCUCUUGGUUCUUUUGCGAUAGCGUAUUUUUUGGAAGAGAUUAUUAAACCUAUAUUCGCUACAUUCCGAGAUACAGAUGCUCGUGUUAGAUAUUAUGCCUGUGAAUCUUUAUAUAACAUAGCAAAAAUUGCAAGAGGAGAGAUAUUGCUAUACUUUAAUGAGGUUUUUGAUAUUUUAUGUAUCUUGGUAACUGAUACCGAAUCAUCUGUCAAGAAUGCUGCAGAUAUUUUGGAUAGAUUAAUUAAGGAUAUCGUAAGUGCAAAGUCUACGAAUUACGUUUCCAUUUUGCAUCAGGAUAAUAUAAUUGAGCUGGGACAAUCUAAUGAUAUUUCCUCGCAUAUUAUUGAUCCUACAGGGGUUGCAAUACAAGUUAAUCAGGUUCAAGAUACACAUAAAGCUUUUUCUUUGCCAAAGUUUAUUCCUACAUUAUUAGAACGGAUGUAUACAAUUGAUCCGUUUGCGAAGAAGUUUUUGAUCAGUUGGCUAGAAUUGUUCGAUGAUAUUCCAGCAUUGGAAUUAAUUACAUUUCUUCCUAAUUUCUUAGAGCCAUUGAUUAAAUUCUUGAUGAACACAGCUCCUUCAGAUGUUAGAAUUGAGACCCAAAAUCUUUUGAAUGUAUUUUUAAAAGAAAUUAAAGCCAUAAACAGGGUGAAAAUAGAAGCAAAAAGAAAAGCUCUAGAAAAGGAAAUUGCCAAAAAGAAGGCGGAUAAGAAAUUAAAGGACACUCAAGAGAAUACCAAUGACUCUAUUACGGCUGACGACGAGAGUCAAGAUGAAUCAUCUGGAAUUCAAAGAGAAGGUGCACAAGACGAUGCACAAGAUGAGAAUAAGGAUGACUCGUAUACUACUGAUCAAGCUUCUAUUCAGUCAAAUAGUACCACUAUAAUUAGACAACGCAAGGACGAUGAAUCUGAACAUCUACAAGAGUUAAACGAGCUAUCAGAAUUGUCUGAUAGUCAAUUUCUUAGCGGCCAAGAUAUCUUUAUUGACUAUUCGAAAAUUAUAGACAUUUUGCUAUCAUUUUUGAGAUUUCCAUUGUCGAACAGUAGUAAUAAAAAUGAUUACAAAAUAAAUGAUAUAAGUAAUGAAACUCAUGAAAUAUACUCAGAAGUCCAAUUCACAGUACUUAAAUGGUUACAGGAAAUCUUAGUGAUUUCUCCCACAAGCAUUGCCAAAUUUCUACCAGAUUGUGUCUCAAUAAACAUGAAAAAUAUUUCCAUAGCAGAUGAUAAUAAAGAUUCUGACUUGAGAAAUCAAUUUUUAAAAUUUAACUUAUCCUUACAGAACUUUUUAGUGAACUUAAACGAGAGCGGAUCGAAGGGUGAAGUGAGGGAAAAGAAAAUACCAAAAAAAGAUGCAAAGAAUAAAGAUGAGAAAAGGAAACUGGAAUCUAAAGAGAUUACUGAAUAUAAGAAGAAAAAGGAUGAAAGCACAGAAGAAGAUGGUGAUUCAGAAUACGAUAAUAUUGAUGAAAAUCUCAUUAACGGUUUAAACAAGGAUGUCUAUGAUGAAUUUUUUGAGGCUUAUUUGGGCCCAACUUUGAAAUCUAUUAUGACAGAAUGCUUGACAUGCGUGAACGAGUUAUCUAGGAUUACACUGUUAGAUUGGUUAAUUUUCUUAUACUCGCUAAACCCUUCUAGUUUCUUUAAGCCUUCAUUUAAAGGUAGUGAUGAUAAAGAUGACAAAACUUUUGACAUGUCUGCGUUAUUGCAUUCCUCUAUAGAUGCAAGCAAUGAAGUAGUUCUAAAGGUGUUACAAUUAUCAUCAAAGAUAUCGGAGACAGACCAAGAAUUUUUCAAGAAUUUCAUGAUUGAAUUAAUGCGUUUCUUUGAAGAUGAAGUACAAGAAUCAGCCACCACAAGUAAGCAAAAUCAGAUCCACGGUCCAACAGCAUCACCAUUAACGAGAUCAAAAAUUGAAUUCAUUAUUCGAAAACUAUGUGUUACCUUAACGUCUGAAAAAAUAUUCAAAACGCUAUCUGAAGUAGUUGUGUCACACGAAGAACAAAACUUGGAUUUCAUGAAUAUGAUGAUAGUAAUGUUGAAUAAUAUUCUCUUAACAACCCAAGAAUUAGCUGGUUUCCGUAAAAAAUUGAAAAACAUUGAUGUGUAUAAGGUCGAUGAUUGGCUGCUUUUUGCUACGUUAUUCCAAAGCUGGUGUCAUAAUGCCCCGAGCGCAUUGUCGUUGUGUCUUUUAACUUCCAAUUAUGAGUUGGCGUACUUAAUUAUUAAAAGCUUUUCAGAACUGGAGGUGAGUUUCCAGCUUUUGACUCAGCUUGAUAUCUUGGUCCAGUUGUUGGAAUCCCCUAUCUUCCUUAAGUUGAGAUUACAGUUGCUAGAGCCAGAAAAGCACCCUUAUUUGUACAAGACCCUCUAUGGAUUACUCAUGAUUCUUCCUCAGUCGUCCACAUUCACAACCUUGAAAAAGCGUAUAUCGUUAGUUUCUGGUGUUAAUUCGUUGAACACUCCAUCUGGAUCGUCAGGCCCAAUCACCACUCCAGUAGCAACUCCUGGGGCCACCACCACCAGCUCAUCUGUUGGAAAUCAACUUUCCAUAAAACGUAAACGCAUCCAUGAGAUGUUAGACAAGUUCACGAAAGUGCAAGAGAAGCACGAAGAGUUUCAGAUGACGAAGAAGCUAAACGAGGCUACAUUGGCAUUAAAUACCGAUAAUCCAACGAACAAACCGUACUCCAAGUCCAAUGGCCUUGACUCUUACACAUCGAAUACUAACAGAAUUUUAAGUCACGACUCGACUGUCUCCGAUAAAAAAGACUACUUCUCGCAUGACCAUUCUGUGCAAGCAGGCUCUGAUCCUAAAACUCAAAAGAGAUCAUCUAGCAAAAGGUUUGGUCUUCAUAGGUUUUAG